AUGGAUUCUGACGAAGAAUACAUGUCGGCUCUCUCGACCGACGACGAGAUCAUGCAAGACGACAGCGGCGACGAGAUUUCAGCAGGAGAUGGUACGACUUUUGAUACCCCAGACAGCCCCUCAUGUCCCAUCAUGACAGUUACUAACGACACCGAUAUCACAGACUUUGACGAUGAAGAGUUUGACGAGCCUGAUCCCGAUUUUGGCCUUGCCAAAGACGUCGAAAAGAGGAAGAGAGCUGCCAAUGUGGUGUCAUACAAAGUUUAUGAACCAAGCGAUAUCCAGAGCCAACAGGAUGACAUGAUUGGCGAAGUCAACAUGAUUCUAAACAUGCAGAAGGAGGAUGCUGCCAUUCUGCUCCGCCACUUCCGAUGGAACAAGGAACGUUUACUAGAAGAUUACAUGGACAGACCAGAAAAGGUUAUGGAAGCUGCUGGAUUGAGCAGCACCACGUCCAGCUCACCAAAGCUGGAAGCCAUACCUGGUUUCGCAUGUGACAUAUGCUGUGAGGAUGAUGAGGGCCUCGAGUCAUUUGCCAUGAAAUGCGGCCAUCGCUACUGCGUGGACUGCUAUCGCCACUACUUAACACAGAAGAUCCGCGAAGAAGGCGAGGCUGCUAGGAUCCAGUGUCCCUCUGACGGAUGUGGUCGCAUUCUCGACUCGGCCUCGCUCGAUGUUCUCGUUACUCCAGUGCUGGCGGGCCGAUACCAAGAGCUUCUCAACAGAACAUAUGUCGAAGACAAGGACAACUUUAAGUGGUGUCCUGCCCCAGACUGCCCCAACGCCCUAGAAUGCGGCGUAAAGAAGAAGGAUUUGGGUAAAAUCGUCCCCACCGUCGAAUGUCGAUGCGGUUACAGAUUCUGCUUUGGCUGCCCAAACCCAGAUCACCAACCGGCCCCUUGUGAUUUGGUCAAGAAAUGGUUGAAAAAGUGUGCCGACGACUCAGAAACUGCCAACUGGAUUUCGGCCAACACCAAGGAAUGCCCAAAGUGUAACUCGACCAUUGAGAAAAACGGAGGCUGCAACCAUAUGACAUGCCGAAAGUGCAAGUACGAAUUCUGCUGGAUGUGCAUGGGCCUCUGGUCCGAGCAUGGAACUAGUUGGUACAAUUGUAACAGAUACGAGGAGAAGAGCGGCUCCGAGGCUCGUGAUGCCCAGGCAAAAUCUCGAACGUCUCUUGAGCGCUAUCUACACUAUUACAACCGCUACGCCAACCAUGAGCAAUCGGCCAAACUCGACAGGGAUAUCGCUCAGAAAACCGAAAAGAAGAUGGUCCAGCUUCAGAGUGCUUCAGGCAUGUCCUGGAUCGAAGUCCAAUACCUUAACUCGGCGUCCCAGGCUCUUCAAACCUGCCGGCAAACCCUUAAGUGGACAUAUGCCUUUGCCUUCUAUCUUGCCAGAAACAACCUGACAGAAAUUUUCGAGGAUAACCAAAAGGACCUGGAGAUGGCUGUGGAGAACUUGUCUGAAAUGUUUGAGAAGCCCAUUACAGAAUUGUCUGACCCCAAACUCAAAGUUGAUAUCAUGGAUAAAACGUCAUACUGCAACAAGCGUCGUGUUAUCCUUCUUGAGGAUACGGCUGAGAACCUGGCAAAUGGUGAAUGGAACUUCAAUGCAGACCUUUUGGCCGCCACUACCUCUGCGCCUGCUCAUCGCCGCUGA
This is a messenger RNA of Fusarium venenatum, 1662 nucleotides long. RefSeq lists its product as uncharacterized. NCBI's taxonomy places the organism in Eukaryota, Fungi, Ascomycota, Sordariomycetes, Hypocreales, Nectriaceae. Gene Ontology annotation, molecular function: ubiquitin protein ligase activity; ubiquitin conjugating enzyme binding; zinc ion binding. Gene Ontology annotation, biological process: protein polyubiquitination; positive regulation of proteasomal ubiquitin-dependent protein catabolic process; ubiquitin-dependent protein catabolic process. The record is from RefSeq and is a predicted model, not a curated record. Gene Ontology annotation, cellular component: ubiquitin ligase complex; cytoplasm.